Molecule: messenger RNA, 189 nt
Organism: Entrophospora sp. SA101
Lineage: Eukaryota; Fungi; Glomeromycota; Glomeromycetes; Entrophosporales; Entrophosporaceae
Source: the annotation of a GenBank genome assembly
AUGUAUUACGAAAAUAACUGGCAUCUACCUUCUUUGACAGAAUCGUGCGAUUCUAAAAAAGAAAUUGAAGAAGAUAUGACUGAUUGUGAUUCAAAUGAAGACUCUUCAUUAUCUCUAAAGUCAAAAAAUCCUGAACAACCAUCAUUUAUUUCGUUAUCAGCCAUUCUUUAUUAUAAAACAAAAGAAUAA